Spodoptera litura is the source of this 651-nucleotide messenger RNA. The record is from RefSeq and is a predicted model, not a curated record. NCBI's taxonomy places the organism in Eukaryota, Metazoa, Arthropoda, Insecta, Lepidoptera, Noctuidae.
CAUGUACUUGGAUGGAACUCACAGCACACUAAAAUUUUGUAGUAGUUUUACGCCACUACGAAGAUGCGUCUCAUACAUAUUGUGUUGGUACUCGUUGUGGUCGCAAUUGUUAACGCGGCACCCGUGGAUAAGGAUAAAGUUACAGACAAAAAUAAAGAUAAAGUGAAAAGUAAAGCUAAAGAUAUAGUUAAUGAUACAGUUAAUGAUGAUGUAGAUAACGAUGAACCCGCGGAUAAAGAUAAAGAUAAAGUUACAGAUAAAGAUAAAGUUAAAAAUAAAGUUAAAGAUGAAGUUGAUGAUGAUGAAGUUAAUGAGAAACCACAUUACGACAUCAACAAAGCUCCAGAAUUGUUUAAGAAGUACAUUAAGGAUUUCAAUAAGCACUACAAGGAUGAAGCUGAUAAACAAGUGCACUACCUCGCAUUUAUUAAGUCUUUAAAGCAAAUCAAUGAAUUUAAUGCAAUUAGCACUACAGGCACAUUCGAUAUUAAUUAUUUAGCUGACUAUACCAAAGAAGAGAUGCAAAAGAUGCACGGACUAAUGAUUCCAACACUAGCACCACCUGUAGGUCACUGAUGGUACAUACGAGAAAACGAACAUACCGACUUGGAUUAAAACUUGACAAUAAAGAAUAAUAUAUCGCUUUCUGUA